CUUUCUUCUCUGUUCCUGCCUCCACUCCUCUGGAAACUCCAAAACCCAAAACCGCUCGAGCUCGCCGGAGAAGAAAGCGAGAUCGCUCGGCGGUCGCCGGCCGGCCGCGAGUCUCGCCGUCGGGGGUUCAGCUGAUCGUCUCCGGCUCCGAAUUGCAGUCGCUCGCCGCUCGUUGUGACCCGAAUCUCGCUUCUGAGGGGUCGCGUCGAUCCGUUCCCCCCCUUCCAGGAGCCAUGACGGAGACCGAAUCCAGGAAGCUUCUGAUCCUGUACGCGACUCAGACCGGAAACGCCGUGGACGCGGCGGAGCGCAUCGGCCGCGAGGCCGAGCGCAGAGGCUGCCCCGCUUCGCUCCUUUCCAUGGACGAAUAUGACGCCAGUUUGUUGCCUCUCGAGGACACUGUCGUGUUCGUGGUUUCUACGACGGGCCAGGGGGAUCCGCCAGAUUUCAUGAAGGUAUUUUGGAGGUUUCUGCUGCAGAGAAACCUGAACCGGCAUUGGUUAGAGGGACUGCGUUAUGCCGUGUUUGGGUUAGGUGAUUCUGGUUACCAGAAAUACAAUUUUGUUGCCAAAAAACUUGAUAAGAGACUUUCGGAUCUUGGAGCGCAGGCCAUUGUUGAAAGAGGUUUAGGGGAUGACCAGCAUCCUUCAGGGUAUGAAGGUGCUCUGGACCCUUGGUUGUCAUCCUUGUGGAGAAUGUUAAAUCAGAAGAAUCCAAAGUUAUUUCCUGAUGGUCCAGAUUAUGUGAUAUCAGAUGAGAAAUUUCUGGAUCUACCAAAGGUUCAAAUCAGAUACCAUGCUGCUGAUGAAGUGAAUCCGCAAUAUUUAUUUGGUUCAGAGAUUGAAAUCGAGAAGGCUCGCUCUAUGUCUCCUGGAAGAUUCUCUGGUCGCCAAACAAGACCGGAUUGCUUUCUUAAAUUGGUAAAAAAUCAUUGCUUGACUAAGGCAGGCUGUGGAAAGGAUGUGCGUCACCUCGAAUUUAACUUUGAGUCAUCUGCUAUUGAAUAUGAUGUAGGUGAUGUUUUAGAAAUUCUUCCUGGUCAAGAUCCUGAGGCGGUAGAUGCUUUCUUGGAGCAUUGUCAUUUGGACCCUGAAUCAUUCAUUACGGUUCAUCCAAGAAAAGAGGAUAAUCGAGUUCUAGCCAAUGGAAGAAGUGCCUCAAUAGUCCCCAUCAAAUUAAGGACUUUCGUUGAGUUGGCAAUGGAUAUUUCAUCAGCAUCACCGCGACGUUACGCCUAUCAGGUAAUGAGUUAUUUUGCUGCAGCCCAACAUGAAAAGGAAAGGCUUCAAUAUUUUGCAUCAGCUGAAGGAAGAGAUGAUCUAUACCAAUACAACCAAAAAGAACGAAGAACUGUUUUGGAGGUAUUACAAGAUUUUCCUUCCGUACAACUGCCGCUCGAGUGGUUGGUCCAGUUGAUCCCUCCAUUAAAAACAAGGGCUUUCUCCAUUUCAUCUUCUCCUUCAGCCCAUCCUAAUCAAGUCCACUUAACUGUGAAUGUUGUGUCAUGGAUGACACCUUUUAAGAGGAAUCGAGUUGGGCUCUGCUCAAUGUGGCUGGCCAAUCUUGAUCCUAAUCAGGUAGGUGCUUGUAUUCCGGCAUGGUUUCAGAAAGGUUCACUUCCUCCCCCACCACCAUCGCUACCUCUCAUCCUCAUUGGACCUGGAACUGGAUGUGCACCAUUUCGUGGUUUUGUCGAGGAAAGAACCAUUCAAAGUCGGUCUAUGUGGACUGCGCCCAUCAUUUUCUUCUUUGGUUGCCGAAAUGAAGAAAAUGAUUUUCUAUACAGAGAUUUCUGGUUAGAUCAUUCACGAAAUGACAGGGUUCUCUCUGAUGCCAAGGGCGGGGGCCUUUUUGUUGCUUUUUCGAGAGACCAACCUCAGAAGAUAUACGUGCAAGAUAAGAUACGGGAACACAGCCAAACGGUCUGGAAUUUGUUGAACUCGGGAGCUGCCGUCUACGUCGCAGGUUCUUCAACCAAAAUGCCCUCUGAUGUUUGGUCAGCCUUCGAAGACAUCGUAUCUAAAGAAGGUGCGGUUCCGAGGGAAUCUGCUGUUAGGUGGCUUAGGGCACUGGAAAAGGCCGGUAAGUAUCAUGUUGAAGCUUGGUCUUGAAUUUGCGCCUACUCUUCCUCAGACCAACGUUGGUGGAGGAAACGAGGAUGACCCUACCUUGUGCGGAAGAGCUACUUUUCGGGAACUUACUGUUUUUCGACCUCCAUGAAAUAAUACACAUUCAAUUGAUUAGGAAGUCCAUCUUUUCCUGGCUGUCUUGUAAUUUGUUGCUCGAUCCUUCUUACCCAUUACGAAGGGCUUAUGGAUGUUGGAAUCAUUGUCGUGAAAAGAAAGAGUGGACUCGCGUCGAAAUAUUGUUGAUUUCUGAUUUAAGAUGUCCCAUGAGACUUUGAAUU
Messenger RNA from Syzygium oleosum, 2407 nucleotides. Its product is annotated as NADPH-dependent diflavin oxidoreductase 1. Gene Ontology annotation, molecular function: FMN binding; flavin adenine dinucleotide binding; NADPH-hemoprotein reductase activity. The transcript has 12 exons. Gene Ontology annotation, cellular component: cytosol. Bases 234 to 2111 code for a protein of 625 amino acids. NCBI's taxonomy places the organism in Eukaryota, Viridiplantae, Streptophyta, Magnoliopsida, Myrtales, Myrtaceae. The record is from RefSeq and is a predicted model, not a curated record.